Molecule: messenger RNA, 3835 nt
Organism: Lutra lutra (Eurasian river otter)
Lineage: Eukaryota; Metazoa; Chordata; Mammalia; Carnivora; Mustelidae
Gene: PI4KB
Product: phosphatidylinositol 4-kinase beta
Exons: 13
Coding region: 655-3138 (827 amino acids)
Biological process (GO): phosphatidylinositol-mediated signaling; phosphatidylinositol phosphate biosynthetic process
Cellular component (GO): cytoplasm; membrane
Molecular function (GO): 1-phosphatidylinositol 4-kinase activity
Source: RefSeq, a predicted model, not a curated record
CGCAAACACUACCUCUUAACCUCACGAACAUUGGCCCCUCCUCCCAUCCGUAGGAUCCUCCCUUCGUCUUCUCCUCCCUCCCCAGCUUCCAAACACGUCUUCCCCGCCCCCUUUUCUAUUUCUGAACAGGCAUGUUCCAGGCAGCUUACCCGACUCCUUAGAUUGCUAUGGGAUUGGUAGGGUCCUGAGCGUCGGAGAAGUAGGAAGGCAUAUCCCAAGAAGGGCUGCUGAGACUCACAAGAAGAAUUGAGCCCUCCUGGGAUUUUUUUUUUUUUUUUUUUUGGUGGGGGCGUCUCGCUUUUGCGGAGGGAAGGCGAGGAGGCUGGGCGGCCCGGUCCAACUAGAGGCAGUGUGAAGGCCCCCUCAGGCGGCGCCGAGGGCAGCCCCUAAGCCGGGGCCUGGCUCAGCCGCCGCGGCCGCUGUCAGGGAAGCGCAGGCGGCCAAUGGAACCCGGGAGCGGCCGCUGCUGCUGAGGCGGCGGUGUCGGCAGCCCGACCCCGACCGCCCGCACCCCCUCCGUGGGGGGGGGGGUCCCCAGGAGGAUCAGCUAAACCUUAAACUAAGAAGAAAAUAUGUUGAGAGGAUGGACAGGGGGAGGGGAAAGCCUCAGCUGUUUCACUCAGGCUUUUCUGGACAGAAGUGUGUUUCUGAAGGAUGGACUUGGAAGCUCGAAGUCUGGCUGUGGCCAUGGGAGACAUGGUGGUGGAACCUGCCCCCCUGAAGCCAACUUCUGAGCCCACUCCUAGCCCGCCAGGGAAUAAUGGGGGUUCCUUGCUAGGCGUCAUCACAGAGGGGGUCGGGGAACUAUCAGUGAUUGACCCUGAGGUGGCCCAGAAGGCCUGCCAGGAGGUGCUGGAGCAAGUCAAGCUUUUGCAUGGAGGCGUGGCCAUAUCUAACACAGAUACCCCACUGGAGUUGGUCAAUGGGGAUGUUUUGGACAAUGCGAUCCGUUGCCUGGACGAUCCACCUGCCCAGAUAAGGGAGGAGGAAGAUGAAAUGGGGGCCACUGUGGCCUCAAGCACAGCCAAGGGAGCAAGGAGACGGCGGCAGAACAACUCUGCCAAACAGUCCUGGCUGCUGAGGCUAUUUGAGUCAAAACUAUUUGACAUCUCCAUGGCCAUUUCAUACCUGUACAACUCCAAGGAGCCUGGAGUACAAGCCUACAUUGGCAACCGGCUCUUCUGCUUUCGCAAUGAGGAUGUGGAUUUCUAUCUGCCCCAGUUGCUUAACAUGUACAUCCACAUGGAUGAGGACGUGGGUGACGCCAUCAAGCCCUACAUAGUCCAUCGCUGCCGCCAGAGCAUUAACUUUUCCCUCCAGUGUGCCCUGUUGCUUGGGGCCUACUCUUCAGACAUGCACAUUUCCACUCAGCGACACUCCCGUGGGACCAAGCUCCGGAAGCUGAUCCUCUCAGAUGAGCUGAAGCCAGCUCACCGGAAGAGGGAGCUGCCCUCCUUGAGCCCAGCCCCUGACAUGGGGCUGUCUCCCUCUAAGAGGACUCACCAGCGCUCUAAGUCCGAUGCCACCGCCAGCAUAAGUCUCAGCAGCAACCUGAAACGAACAGCCAGCAACCCUAAAGUGGAAAAUGAGGAUGAGGAGCUCUCCUCCAGCACCGAGAGUAUUGAUAAUUCAUUCAGUUCCCCCGUCAGACUGGCUCCUGAGCGAGAAUUCAUCAAGUCUCUGAUGGCGAUUGGCAAGCGGCUGGCCACGCUCCCCACCAAGGAGCAGAAAACACAGCGGCUGAUCUCAGAGCUCUCCCUACUCAACCAUAAGCUCCCUGCCCGAGUCUGGCUGCCCACUGCCGGCUUUGACCACCACGUGGUCCGUGUGCCCCACACCCAGGCUGUUGUCCUCAACUCCAAGGACAAGGCUCCCUACCUGAUCUAUGUGGAAGUCCUUGAAUGUGAAAACUUUGACACCACCACCGUCCCCGCCCGGAUACCUGAGAACCGAAUUCGGAGCACGCGGUCGGUGGAGAACCUGCCCGAAUGUGGUAUCACUCAUGAGCAGCGGGCAGGCAGCUUCAGCACUGUCCCCAACUAUGACAACGAUGACGAGGCCUGGUCGGUGGAUGACAUCGGCGAGCUGCAGGUGGAGCUCCCUGAAGUGCACACCAACAGCUGUGACAACAUUUCCCAGUUCUCUGUGGACAGCAUCACCAGCCAGGAGAGCAAGGAGCCUGUGUUCAUAGCAGCAGGGGACAUCCGACGGAGGCUCUCGGAGCAGCUGGCUCACACCCCCACAGCCUUCAGACGAGACCCGGAAGACCCUUCUGCUGUUGCUCUCAAAGAGCCCUGGCAGGAGAAAGUAAGGCGAAUCAGAGAGGGCUCCCCCUAUGGCCACCUCCCCAACUGGCGGCUCCUGUCAGUCAUCGUCAAGUGUGGGGAUGAUCUUCGCCAGGAGCUCCUGGCCUUCCAGGUGUUGAAGCAACUGCAGUCCAUUUGGGAACAGGAGCGAGUGCCCCUAUGGAUCAAGCCAUACAAGAUCCUUGUGAUUUCUGCUGACAGUGGCAUGAUUGAACCUGUGGUCAACGCUGUGUCCAUUCACCAGGUGAAGAAGCAGUCCCAGCUCUCCUUGCUCGAUUACUUCCUGCAGGAGCACGGCAGUUACACCACUGAGGCAUUCCUCAGUGCACAGCGCAAUUUUGUACAAAGUUGUGCUGGCUAUUGCUUGGUCUGCUACCUACUGCAAGUGAAGGACAGACACAAUGGAAACAUCCUUUUGGAUGCAGAAGGCCACAUCAUCCACAUCGACUUUGGCUUCAUCCUGUCCAGCUCACCCCGAAACCUGGGCUUUGAGACAUCAGCCUUUAAGCUGACCACAGAGUUUGUGGACGUGAUGGGGGGCCUGGAUGGCGACAUGUUCAACUACUACAAGAUGUUGAUGCUGCAGGGGCUGAUCGCUGCUCGGAAGCACAUGGAUAAAGUGGUGCAGAUCGUGGAGAUCAUGCAGCAGGGUUCUCAGCUUCCUUGCUUUCAUGGCUCCAGCACCAUCCGCAACCUCAAAGAGCGGUUCCACAUGAGCAUGACUGAGGAGCAGCUCCAGCUGCUGGUGGAGCAGAUGGUGGAUGGCAGCAUGCGCUCUAUCACCACCAAACUCUAUGACGGCUUCCAGUACCUCACCAACGGCAUCAUGUGACACCCUCCUCCUCAGGCCCAGGAGUGGUGGGGGAUUCAGGGUACCCUCCCUGGGAGGGCCCUUGUCUGAGAAACCCCAAACCAGGAAACCCCACCCAAGGGCAAUGGAAGGCAAGAAAUACAGAGGAUCAUGUGGUAACUGUAAAGCUUGCAGGGGGGUGGUGGUGGGAGAGCCAGCUGUGGGGCCAACUUGCCGGGCCUUCCCUGCCCCCAGUGGUGUCAUUGUCACCAUCUGAUAAGACUGCGGGACUCACCGCCCUCCAGAGAACGGAGGUGAUAGAUGUGAGGGGCACUGGGGCCUGCCUUCUCACCAGGGUCCAAGAGGUUCUUUCCACAGGCCAUCCUUCCCCUGUUCUGGGUCCCAUGAGUAGGGGGAGGGGGAAGAGUAGGUUCUUGGUACUUGGGAUUUGAUCCUGUGGUUGGCCUCUGGCCAUGCUGCUGCCCAGCUCUAUCUCCUCCCAGCGACUGGCCUAGGCCGAGUUCCCUUGUUAGGUGGGCUCUGGCGUAGGGUCCUACACCUAUAGAGGUUCCCCAUCCCAGGGGCGGGGAAGGGAAGGAUCACGACCCCUCCAGUGGAUGAGGCUGUAGGCCUGGUCACAGGGAAUUCCUUGGCCUGAUCCCUUUCCCACACCCAGGGAAAUAGCUCUCAACUUUUUAUUUUUAAUUUUUGUUUGAAAUAAAGUCCUUAGUUAGCCAUC